Messenger RNA from Liolophura sinensis, 1979 nucleotides. Its product is annotated as U1 small nuclear ribonucleoprotein A-like. The record is from RefSeq and is a predicted model, not a curated record. The transcript has 11 exons. Bases 704 to 1801 code for a protein of 365 amino acids. Lineage: Eukaryota; Metazoa; Mollusca; Polyplacophora; Chitonida; Chitonidae. Gene Ontology annotation, molecular function: RNA binding.
GACAAGGCGCGCCGCGUGUUGCUGGGGAAUUGUCUAUGACAAGUGCUAUAUAUUAGUGACUGUAGCGUAGAUACCAGCCGUCAUUUCAUGUCAUCGAGUUGGAGUGACAUCAACAUCCGUGCCAGUUAAACUUGUACGCACACCAACGCUCGUCGAUUCCUGCCAAUCAACCCUGCCCGUCUCUACACAGCGACGUCUCUAUUGGCUAACCCGCUCUACCCUGUGACAGAACCAAACACAUGCAGGAUAAGCCGGGAUUAGUGUUUAGUGUAAUCCCUUGACCAAGCCAGCUAGUGUUGUGCCCAGAUACAGGUAGAGGUUUUAUAUACUGGACCGUUGUAUUUCUUUACCUGACUUGCUCAUUAAUCCACCUGGAGAGAAAGAGAGAGAGACGGUUUCCACCUGAGUGGCCGCAGUCCGAGCAGAACGCGGACCUGAGAGAGAGGUACAGCAAACAAGAGUUUUCAGCCUGAUUGGGAAAAGCUCGCGUGCAUAUACUCACCACUACUCCUCAUAUAGCCUAUAGGAGCACGUGUGCUGUUUCUUAAAACACGCCUUUAUUUAAGACGAAAAAAAAUAUUGCUGAAUCAAAAAUUUACCUGGGAUCGAGUAUCUUGGAUCUUUUUUUUAUCUUCUCCUUUCUGUCUUCUGCAUAACUGACGAGAAAGGUUUAAAGCCUGUGAAGUGAAACGUACUUAGGAUCAUGCUAACAGAAAUGCGCGUCACCACUGGCUUGGAAAUGGCACAGCAUAAUUCUAACGACCUGAGCACCGAAGGAGCGAUGACACUCAGUCAAAGUAUGGACUCCGUAAACACUACCCCAGAAGAAGAGGUUCGCACAUUGUUUGUCAGUGGUCUGCCUAUGGAUGCAAAGCCUAGAGAACUGUACCUGUUGUUCAGAUCUUACAAGGGCUACGAAGGUUCACUUUUAAAGGUGACCAAUAAAAAUGGCAAAAACACUUCCCCUGUUGGAUUUGUCACCUUUAUGUCUCGAGUGGCCGCUGAAGCAGCUAAGCAAGAUUUACAGGGAGUGCGUUUUGACCCAGAUCUACCUCAAACACUGAGGUUGGAGUUUGCAAAAAGCAACACCAAAGUUCAGAAGCCUAAGCAGCAGUCCCCUCAGCCUGCAGCUCCUCACCCUACGUUUAUACACCCCAUUACAGGCCAGGAUUUAGCCGGUGCUGCCUUUUUCCCGGGGGCACCUGAAGCCUGGCCCCACCACCCAUUUGCCGCGGCGUACCCGGAACUGACGCCCACUACCGCCCUCCACCACCACACCGCACUCCUUCAACACCCGGCACUAGCACAGGUGCCUACCAGAAUUUUUUUAUUUAUAACUGCCUACCCUGAACUGGCGAUACCAAAUGUAACCAUGGUACACCCAACGUUACUUGCCCACCCAACUGCCGCUGGCAUGACGCACGCAAUCACUCCCGCACCGCCCCACGUGGCCACCAGCCCGAUACUAGGGAGCCCAAUAAGCAGCACCAGCACGCCCCCUAGUGUCCCAGGGGCACAUAACUCUCCUUGCUCAACACUAUUCGUGGCCAACCUAGGCCAGUUCUCAUCUGAGCAGGAGCUGAAAGAUAUUUUCAAGACAUUUCCCGGUUUUAGCAGAAUCCGCAUGAACAGCAAAGGGGGAUCCCCAGUGGCUUUUGUAGAGUUUCAGGACGUUUUGCAAGCAACCGAAGCUAUGAAUAGACUACAAGGCUUUGUACUAUUGUCAUCUGAAAGAGGGCUUAGGAUUGAAUAUGCCAAAAACAGGAUGGGUGAAAUAGGGAGUCCAACCACAGUGCUUUGACUUCAACAACCCGGAUCAAGGGAGAUUACUCUAGAUGGACAAUCUUCAGCCAUAGCUUCUGUUUUCUAGGAUGGAUUCGUUUUCAGCAUAAAUAGAUGUGUUAGUUGAGUAGCAAUAAGUGUGAUUGUCCCUGCUCUUACGCAGGCCAAACUUAAAGAUGUGGACAAGUUUGAUCUUG